AUGGCGAACGAAACCUUUCAGCUGGCCUUUCCUGAUCUCCCCGUCCCGACUCCCACCAGAAUAUCUUACGGCAUCUCUUUCGCCGAAUCCUGCGCAAAACACGUGACGGAGACCUUCCACAAGUCUGCCGCCUAUGUGAUUGCUUCAGCGAGUCUUUCCAGGCAAACGCCCUAUCUCAGCCAACUUGAACAGGCCCUGGGUAGCAACCAUGCCGGCACUUGGAUUGGCCUCCGUCCACACACCUUCUGGGAUGAUCUCGUGCCCAUAAUCAACGACAUUCGUGAGAAGAAGGCGGACAUCAUCAUCAGUCUCGGCGGUUCCUCCAUUGCAGAUGGUGCCAAAGCCAUUACAUACGCACUCGCCAACAAUGUCCAAACCGUCGAGGAAAUGCGCGCCAUUGUUAAGCCCACUCCUGAAGACCUUGCUCGCACAAUCAAGGUUUUAGAACGCGAUGGCGUUGGAAACGCACCUACAGCGCCAUUGAUCUUCAUUCCCACCUCUCUCUCUGGGGCUGAAUACUCCAAAUUCGCCGGCGGUACCAACGCAGUAACACGCCAAAAGGAUCAGCUCACGCACCCUGGAAUGUACGCCUCGCUUGUCAUUCUCGACCCUCAGCUGACAGUGACAACUCCAUUCAACGUCUGGAUUCAGUCUGGUGUCCGGGCCAUUGAUCACUGUUGUGAAUCCGUGUGCAGCUCAAACGCGCAGCCCGCCGUCGAUAUCUCAGCUGAAAAGGGACUGAGGCUGCUUAUCCCGGGAUUGUUGAAAACUAUUGAAGAUCCACAAAACUUAGAAGCUCGCCUAAACACUCAACUUGGCGCGCGUUUGGCUAUGACUAUGCUGAAUGUCAAUCCUAUGGUGAUGAUGGGGGCCUCACACGGCAUCGGUCAUCAGUUGGGACCUCUUGGUGUAGGACAUGGGCAUACCAGUUGCAUCCUGCUACCGGCAGUCAUGAAGUAUAAUGCUUCAAACGCUUCUUUGGCGAAGAAUGAUGUUCUCGCACAACAGGCGAAGCUGAAGGAGGUCCUCCUCGCAGAAGACAGCAUUGCAUCAGUAUUGCGGGAAGCAAAGAUAGACAUUGAAACCUGUGAUGUUGGAGACGUUCUCCGCGCUAUUUUCAACAAGCUGGGCAUGCCAGCUACGUUGAAAGAGGUGGGCGUUGGCAGGGACAAAUUCGACACCCUGGCAAAAAAUAGUUUGAACGACCCAUUUGCGCCUACGAAUCCGGUGCCAUUGUUGAAGAAUGAUUAUGACAAGGUAAUGGAGAUUCUCGAAUUGGUGGCAGGCGAUGCAUAG
Molecule: messenger RNA, 1296 nt
Organism: Talaromyces atroroseus
Lineage: Eukaryota; Fungi; Ascomycota; Eurotiomycetes; Eurotiales; Trichocomaceae
Exons: 1
Coding region: 1-1296 (431 amino acids)
Cellular component (GO): mitochondrion
Molecular function (GO): metal ion binding; alcohol dehydrogenase (NAD+) activity
Source: RefSeq, a predicted model, not a curated record